CGGGAGGCUACACCUCCGCUCAGGUAAAGGUGUGGUACUCCGUGGAAGAUUUCUGCUGUUGACUAUUGUGUUGAGUGGUAGCUAAACUUCAGAUACAGACGUCACUGGUCCACAUCACCAUUGAAAUGGCAACUUUAUGGACCGGAGAGAGAGGGAGCAUCAAGCCCAAGGCAGAUUUCAACGCAAAGGAUGACGCUGUGGCUCUCAGAAAGGCCAUGAAGGGACUAGGUACAAACGAGAAGACCUUAAUAGAUGUUCUAACUCAGAGGAGUAGUGGUCAACGUCAGCUCAUCUGUAAAGCUUACCAAGAAGAAGCCCCUGGCAAGACUUUGGUGGAGGACUUAGAAGGGGACAACUAUGGUCACUUUGAGGACCUGCUGGUCGCGCUGGUCACGCCCCCCGCCAUCUAUGACUGCCAGCAAGUCACCAAGGCCAUGAAGGGAGUUGGGACUAAAGACAGUGUCUUGAUAGAAAUCUUCGCCACAAGAUCCAACAAACAAAUCAAAGAGAUUUCUGAUGCCUAUUUAAAACAAACUGAGAAGAAGUUGGCCUUGGACCUGAAGAAGGAGACUUCUGGAGAAUUUGCUCAAGCUAUUCUCAUUCUGGCCGAGGGCAAGCGGGAUGAAAACACACAGGUGGAUGCAGCCAAGGCCAAAGAGGAUGCUAAGACUCUUUACAACGCGGGGGAGAAGAAGUGGGGGACAGACGAGUCCAAGUUCAUCGACAUCCUGUGUCAGAGAAGCAUACCUCAACUCAGACAAACUCUGGUGGAAUACAAGACCAUCAGUGGGAAGAGUCUGCAGGAGAGCAUCGAGGGAGAGAUGUCUGGGGAUCUAGAGGAGCUACUGGUGGCCAUUGUGAAAUGUGUGAAGAAUGUCCCAGCAUACCUAGCUGAACGCCUGCAUCAAGGCAUGAAGGGCGGAGGAACGAAUGAGUGUACCCUGAACCGUAUCAUGGUCAGCCGGUCAGAGAUAGACAUGCUGGACAUCAGAGCAGAGUUCAAGAAGCUUUAUAGCUAUUCUCUGCACUCUGCCAUCGAGUCGGAUACAUCUGACUUCUAUGGGGACUGUCUCAAGAAGAUCUGUGGAGGGGACGAUUAACAAUGUAACACUAUGGAGGGGACGACUAAGACAGUAACACAACACUGCAGCCAGAAGAUGCCUGUGUAUCAUACUGGUGCUACUACUGCUGCUGCUACUACUACUACUAAUUCUACUACUAUUACCCACUAAUAUUACUAAUACUACUACUACCCACUAAGAUUACUACUACUACUACUACUACUACUACUAUUACUACUA
Messenger RNA from Oncorhynchus gorbuscha (pink salmon), 1301 nucleotides. RefSeq names its product annexin A3-like. NCBI's taxonomy places the organism in Eukaryota, Metazoa, Chordata, Actinopteri, Salmoniformes, Salmonidae. The transcript has 13 exons. The record is from RefSeq and is a predicted model, not a curated record. Gene Ontology annotation, molecular function: calcium-dependent phospholipid binding; calcium ion binding; phospholipase inhibitor activity. The coding region runs from base 126 to 1100 and encodes 324 amino acids. Gene Ontology annotation, cellular component: cytoplasm.